GCUCAUUCAGAGACUUCUAUUCUACUGCAGAACUCCCCUGAAGAACCUGAAGAACCAUGACUUCUGAUAUGCCUGGAGGGUGGACUGAGUGGCGAGAGGCUGAUGCAGAAGUGAAAGACCUCUGCAAGAAGGUCAAGCCUAUAGUUGAGAAGAAAACUGGAAAGAACUUCGCUGUUUUUGAGCCCCUGACGUACCGAACACAAGUUGUAGAAGGAACAAACUACGAUAUCAAGGUGUAUGUAGGUAAUGAUACGUGUGCGCUCCUGAGGGUUUGGCAGAAGCCUUAUGGUGAAAUUGCGGAGGUGAGAUGUGCUCUGGUUCCUCUGCCCAGUGUGGAGUUCUAUAAAAAAUACACCGCCUGAUCUGCAGGUUUUCACCAGGAGGGCUCAUAUACAACUAUCUGAUCAUCACUGAGCUUUACAGGUCUUACAUGCGUCACUAAAUGCUGAUUAUUGAACUUUACUGAUACUUGUUUUUGGUGGUUUCUGUGAAUUUUUCUUUUUUGUUUCUAUUUUGGUUCUAUAAGAGGUUUUGACUCUGUAUUUACUCUGGUGUAUGUGUUUUUAACUCCUGCUGUUCUGAUUCUGAUUAUUGAGCCUUAAUAAACUCAUUUACU
Molecule: messenger RNA, 616 nt
Organism: Colossoma macropomum (tambaqui)
Lineage: Eukaryota; Metazoa; Chordata; Actinopteri; Characiformes; Serrasalmidae
Product: leukocyte cysteine proteinase inhibitor 1-like
Exons: 3
Coding region: 57-362 (101 amino acids)
Cellular component (GO): cytosol
Molecular function (GO): cysteine-type endopeptidase inhibitor activity
Source: RefSeq, a predicted model, not a curated record